This is a messenger RNA of Mercenaria mercenaria, 1658 nucleotides long. RefSeq lists its product as uncharacterized. Bases 120 to 1121 code for a protein of 333 amino acids. The transcript is spliced from 3 exons. Lineage: Eukaryota; Metazoa; Mollusca; Bivalvia; Venerida; Veneridae. The record is from RefSeq and is a predicted model, not a curated record.
AUAUUGUAUGCACCGCAUUUAUAAGUAACGGACGUUAGUGGUGAUUGCUUUCUGACAUAAAUAUAACUUUAAAACAAACGUUUAAGUGAGUGUAAAUUUGGAAAAUUUAAAGGGGUAAAAUGUUAUCUAGAACAAAUCAUGCGACAACAAGAUUGCUUCAUUACAAACCUCGUUUUUCAAACCUUGCUGAUCUUAGAAGACCUUUCUUCAAAUUCUGUGUAAACAUGCAGGAUACAAGACCUCCAGGACACAGCCAGAGACGUAUUGACCACUUAAAGUUGAUGAACUAUUCCAUGACUGUGGAUGAGAAGAAGGUGGAGGCAUUGGUUCAUACAUCUGGUCUACAGUACAGUGAUUUUGAUUCUAAAAAUGGACAACCAAAACCCUGGCAGUUGACGAAAAUGUUGGAGUCUGCUCGAUUCUUCUCCCAUCAUUGGCCUCUGGACGACAGUGGACGAACGUUCAGAGAUUAUGCAGAGGUAACGUCAGAUCGCAUGACAUUUCUUAUUACAUCCAGGAUGGAUAUUGAAUAUAACCUUUAUGACCCCAGUAUUCCAAAAUCUCCACUUGACAUUAAAGUUCAGGGCGGAUAUGUUGGAACAUCGUCACUGAAUUCCAAAACAACGGUUCUGACAAAGUGCGGCCAGCCGUUGCUAAGCAACAUAAACCAUGUAGUCAGUAUAGACGGAGCGACUCGGCGACCGAAAGUGUUACCCGACUGGUGGCGAGAGAAGUACGCUAAAUCUGGAGCAAAAUUCACGUCUCUGAAAUUCGAAAAGUAUACAAAACCAGAUUCAGUUGAACCGUUUAUUAUUCACGUUGUUCGCAGUGACCUUGACGGUAACAAUCAUACAAACUGGACUUGUUACGUGAGAUUUGCGCUUGAUGGCAUAUAUCAUAAUGCAAAACAUGGAAAAUUGGAUAAGUUUAAAGAUAUAGACAGGCGUGGUCUACAAAGCAUGGAACUGUUGUUUUCAGGAGAAAGUUUUGAUGAAGACAAAUUGGAAGUAUAUGUAUGGCAAGAGGAUGGUGAUGAAUAUAAAGUUCGUGUUCAUAUAGAAAAAGAAAAGAAUUUCAUUUUUCAGGGAACUUUCAGCUUUUUUGAACAGACAUUAUACUGAUCAAAUACUAUAGUCUGUUACAGUUAUCAGUCCAGCUACAUUCCUUUAGGUGUAGAAGAACAUCAAGAAAGCAAUAUAUGCGUCACUGAAUUUUUAAAAAUCUAUGCUUUUUCAGAGAAUAAUAUAUCUCAAACAGUGAUCCGUCCUUGAAAAUGGUCAUUGGAGUUCAGAUGCAAAUACAUUUUAUAACGAGGGGGCAGCCUGAGUUAUAUAAUACACAUCUGAGUGACAGAAGUAUUUUAUUCAAGAGAAAAUCACCUUUAGAGAUCUAUUAUUUUGAUUCUAACACAAUGUCAAGGGUUAUUUUAAUAAAGCACAUCUUUGACAACAUCCACCAAAUAUCUGCAUGUUUUAUGUGGGUUUUUUUCAGGUUUCUGCUAUUAAGGACCAGUAAUGUAAUGACUGUAACGUACAAUCAAUAAUUUUGUUGCAAUAUAACACAUUAUUUAUGCCUUCAGCUUUGGUUAUAGGAAAUCAAAUGGGACUGUGUUAGAAUAUGUUUAAAUUUAUCAGCUAUUAAACAGAUUUUGAUUCAUG